Nymphaea colorata (pocket water lily) is the source of this 2266-nucleotide messenger RNA. Its product is annotated as probable protein phosphatase 2C 12. Lineage: Eukaryota; Viridiplantae; Streptophyta; Magnoliopsida; Nymphaeales; Nymphaeaceae. Gene Ontology annotation, biological process: protein dephosphorylation. The transcript has 9 exons. The record is from RefSeq and is a predicted model, not a curated record. Gene Ontology annotation, molecular function: protein serine/threonine phosphatase activity. The coding region runs from base 467 to 1741 and encodes 424 amino acids.
UUUUUCAACGUUACGUGCAGUGGGGGAAGAAGUGGGGAAAUUCCGCCCGAGUUCUCCGCUCACGUCUUCCCGCCAAACGCCAGAGUCAGGUUUCUGUUCGUCUUGUUCUUCCCUACAAAUCCCCGAUUUCUCGCUGAUCCCUCGUCGUUGCAUUCGUUCCGAUGAGGAUCUCUUUCGCGGAAUUGCCGCUCUUUCCAGUUAGUCCUCCUUUUCUUAACUUCCUGUUCUGAUCUUAAUGCUGUUUGGGACGCGGUUGUCAUCCUCUGUUUUCCUCGAAAUCUGUAUCCGCGGUUGGUCUUCUCCAUUGAUCUCUUCCGAGGAAAGGAAAAAUUGUUUACGAUCAGAUGGGCGCGGAGCGCAGGAAGUCUGACAUAAUUAUGUAGCGGAUGAAGAUUUUGUAGGGUUUUAAGACGACUCUGAAGAAAGCAGACGUGCAGGUUUUUGGUUUCUCUAUCCCAGUGAGGAGAUGAGCGUUAAGAACGAUCGCACGGUCCCGUUGGCGGUGCUUCUCAAGCGUGAGCUCACGAGCGAGAAGGUGGAAAAGCCGGAUAUUCUGCAUGGGCAGGCGAAUCAGAGCAAGAAGGGGGAAGACUUCACCUUGUUAAAGACGGAGUGUCAGAGAAUUCCUGGCGAUGGGGUUUCUACUUUUGCAGUGUUUGCGCUUUUUGAUGGGCAUAAUGGAUCAGCAGCAGCAACAUACUCGAAGGAGAAUCUCUUGAACAAUGUUUUGAGUGCAAUUCCUUCACACAUUAGUAGAGACGAGUGGCUAGCUGCAUUACCAAGGGCAUUGGUUGCAGGAUUCAUUAAGACUGACAAAGAUUUUCAAGAAAAGGCACAAGCUUCAGGCACAACAGUGACAUUCGUAAUAGUGGACGGAUGGAUGGUUACUGUGGCCUCUGUAGGUGAUUCUUACUGUUUUCUUGAAUCAGCUGAAGGCUCAAUUUAUUCUUUAUCAGCUGAUCAUAGGCUUGAAUCAAAUGAAGAAGAGAGGGAAAGAAUAACAGCUUGUGGAGGUGAGGUUGGUAGGCUGAACACUGGUUGUGGUGCAGAGAUUGGACCUCUAAGAUGCUGGCCAGGUGGCUUAUGUCUGUCAAGAUCUAUUGGAGAUAUGGAUGUUGGCGAGUUUAUUGUUCCCAUCCCUUUUGUCAAACAAGUGAAGUUGUCUAAUGCUGGCGGUCGUCUUAUUAUUUCAAGCGAUGGUGUUUGGGAUGCCUUGACUUCCGAAAUGGCUGUAAGCUGUUCUAGUGGGUUACCAGCAGAUGUUGCAGCCAAGAAAAUUGUGAAAGAAUCCAUAAGAUUAAAGGGGCUUCGAGAUGAUACCACAUGUAUAGUAGUAGAUAUACUGCCACCAGAAAAGCCACCUCCCUUGCCGCCACGAAGGAAGAAUGGAAAAGGGAUCUUCAAGUCUAUGUUUUGCAAAAAGACUGCUGACCUGCCAUCCCAUACAGAUAGAAAAUGCUAUGAGCCGGAUCUUGUGGAGGAAAUAUAUGAAGAAGGGUCUGCAAAGCUUGCUGAAAGGCUAGCUAUGGCGUAUCCCCUGGGCAGCAUGUUCAAGCUGUUUGUAUGUGCAGUUUGUCAAGUUGACAUGAAGCCUGGAGAAGGAAUUUCUGUACAUUCUGGUUCCUGCCGUGGUGGAAGAGUGCGGCCCUGGGAUGGUCCUUUUCUUUGCCCAAGUUGUCUUUUGAAGAAAGAUGCUAUGGAAGGCAAAAGGCCUUCAGGAGCUAGGCUAGUUGACAGAUGAUUGGCCUAUUUUUUAAUUUGAACUGCUUUUGUGAGUGUGUGUUCUAUUGAAUGUUGAACAACAGUACUUGAUGCUGCUUCUAGAAGUGCAUUUUGAGCAUCAUCACAUUCAGAAAGCAUGGGACUGCGUAUCAGGAUAAUUCUGCCUUCAAAAUAUUUCUAGAGCUUGAUGCUUUGUCAAAGGAAUUUGGGUGAACAUCAGAUUUUAAUUUCAUUCCACUGAAGGCUACGCAUAUCCAGUUUGAGUAACCAACUCUACCUUACAAUGAUGAUAUGACUGGCUGCUUAGCUAAUCAGAUUCAUGUUGAAGCUGCAGUCUGAGAGAGAAAGUUGGCGAGCUUGGCUAACAUUAAUGGUAAAGCAACCAACAAUUUUUUCAUGAGGAACACAGGGUUGAGAUUCAUUUCUGGUUAGGGUGAAAGCAACUACUUGUAUAAUUUUAGCAACUAUUUUUAGAUGAUUUUUUUAGGAACUAUACAGCUGAUUUUUAUAGAUCAAUGUAGUUGAUUUUUUCUCUCCUGUGAAA